GAUGAGAGGCGCGAGAACGAGCGAAGGGCCGCCGAGGAGAGGCAGAGAAUCGCAGAAGAGAAGCGCAAAGUGGAAGAAGAGCGGCGCAAAGAGGAGGAGGAGUUCCAGAGGAAGGUGGAGGAGGAUCGUCGGAAGCUGGAAGAGGAGAAGCGAGAGGCACAAGAGCGCCUGGAAGCUGAGAAGGCGGCUGCGCGGGCCGAGAUCGAGAGCGAGAGGCUAAAAGCUCAG
This is a messenger RNA of Symbiodinium sp. CCMP2456, 228 nucleotides long. The record is from the annotation of a GenBank genome assembly. Lineage: Eukaryota; Dinophyceae; Suessiales; Symbiodiniaceae.